Messenger RNA from Acyrthosiphon pisum (pea aphid), 8622 nucleotides. RefSeq names its product unconventional myosin 81F (gene Myo81F). The record is from RefSeq and is a predicted model, not a curated record. Gene Ontology annotation, molecular function: protein binding; cytoskeletal motor activity; ATP binding. Gene Ontology annotation, cellular component: myosin complex; cytoskeleton. Bases 465 to 7022 code for a protein of 2185 amino acids. NCBI's taxonomy places the organism in Eukaryota, Metazoa, Arthropoda, Insecta, Hemiptera, Aphididae. The transcript is spliced from 34 exons.
ACGGCGGCACCACUCAGCAGUAGCACACAUGCUCGGCGCACGGCCGGUUGAAUGUUUCUCGGUACUUGAUCGUUGUCGAGCGUAGUCGCAACGGACAACGUCGUCGCGUGUGCGCAUUUUCACGCAUUGCACACACCCCCGGUCGUAAGGCGGUUACUCGCCACGCGCAUACUGCCACCCUCGUGGUCGCAGUUAACCACCACCGCGGUAUACUCGUGGUAAUAUUUAGAAUUUUACAAUAAUAUAUUAUUAUCUCUGCUGUCAUAAUCGUCAAUCGUGUGCGAGGCGACGUGUUUUCGCGGUUUUCGACGGUUUCGCGCGCCGCCGAGGGUUUGCCGCGGGAAAGUCAUGCGAGCACGAUACCUGACCUAACGAGUACCAUAAAUUAUAAUAUUAUCGCCUAUAUUUAGGCACACAUAUAAAUUGCAUCGUACAUAAAUAUUAUUACGACAAGCUCGGGGACCAUGUCGACCUCCAGCGGAAGAGACAAGACGGACGUUGCCGGCAGCAGGUGCUCAGGCGGAGGACAAGAAGCAGGAAGUUGCGGCGUGCCAGAUAUGACAUCCAUAUCAGACAUAGACGAGGACGUUAUAAACCGAAAUUUGCAAAAAAGAUACUCAGAUAAUCACAUAUACACUUACACAGGAACGAUAUUGGUUGCAGUGAACCCGUACAAGGAGUUGGGCAUUUACUCAAAUGACUACGUGUUUCAAUAUCACGGAUCGAAAAUCGGCGUAUUGGAACCGCACGUGUUCGCCGUGGCCGAAGCGGCCUACAACAGUCUGCAGACCGGUGACAUCGACCAAUCGUGCGUGAUAUCUGGCGAGAGCGGAGCGGGCAAGACGGAAACGACCAAAUUUAUUCUGCAGUAUUUGUGCUCGGUGACCAGCAACGUGAGCACGUGGGUCGAACAGCAGAUACUCGAAGCAAACACAAUUUUGGAAUCUUUUGGUAACGCGAAAACUGCACGCAACGACAACUCUAGCCGUUUCGGAAAGUUUAUGCAAGUGUGCUUCGACGGCAGAUGGAUGAUAAAAGGAUGCAUUAUACAGGACUACCUGCUGGAACAGUCGAGAAUUACGUUCCAGAGUGCUGGCGAACGGAACUACCACGUGUUUUAUCAGCUUGCCGAGGGCGCGAGGCACAACAAGGACUUGGUCGAGCUGUACAAAUUGAAACCACCAGAGUUCUACAACUACCUGAACCAGUCAGGUUGCAUAAUCAUUGACGGCGUGUCGGACGUACACAAAUUUGACGCGUUGCGUUUGGCGUUCAACGUGCUCCGUAUACCACUCAACAUGGUCGAUGGAAUUUUCUGCGUCUUGUCAGCCAUCUUGUGGCUGGGAAACACGGUUUUCCGGGACGUCGACGGAGAAAAAUGUCAACUGACCGAAAACGAUCACGAAAUAUUAUCAGUCGUGUCUCACCUACUGGGACUGAAGAAGGAAGACGUGGUCCACGUGGCCUUGCUCAGACAGAUAAACGUGCGCGGAAACAUCACUGAAAUACCUCUGAAGUUGCCCGAAGCGAUCGAAAACCGACAUGCGAUGGCUAAAGCGCUGUACUCACGAACUUUCGCGUGGCUCGUGAAUCACAUCAAUACCUGUACAAAUCCGGGACAAGAUACGUCCAGAUUUCUUGGUGUCCUCGACAUAUUUGGUUUCGAAAAUUUCACUAUCAAUUCAUUUGAACAGUUGUGUAUAAAUUACACUAAUGAGAAGCUGCACAAGUUUUUCAAUCACUACGUUUUCGCAUUGGAACAAGAAAUCUAUCGACAAGAAGAAAUCAAAUUUUCCCACAUUCAGUUCACUGAUAACACGACAUGUUUAGAACUGGUCGAGAAACCCCCUCGCUGUAUUUUUAAAUUGCUGACCGAACAGUGUCAUAUGCCUAAGGGAUCGGACACUACAUACUUGAUGAAUUUGCACACGGAGUUCGAGAAUCAUCCAAAUUUUGUAAAAGGAGACGACCGUCGGAAAUGGGAAUCGGAAUUCAGUAUCGUGCACUACGCUGGAUCCGUUACUUACACCGCCAGAGGUUUUGUCGACAAAAAUCGCGAUGUACAACAAGAUGUGUUUUUUGAUUUCAUGACGCGUUCCACGAACGUCUUCGUACGUGAACUUGUUAAAUAUCAGGAUUUACUUGGAUCCACCGUGUCACGGAUGGGCAGUGCCAACUCUACGUCCACGAGAGGGACCACGAAAGGUCGGCCCACUGUUAGCGAUACCUUUAGACACCAAUUACAAGCGUUGGUAGACGUCUUGCAAUCCACUAAUCCAUGGUACGUGAGAUGCAUUAAGCCGAACACGAUAAAAGCGCCAAACCAUUACAACGAUAAGUUAGUGUUGGACCAGUUGAAGUACUUGGGCAUGUUGGAUAUAAUCAGAAUUCGUAAGGAGGGCUAUCCCAUACAUCUGUCGUUUCACGAGUUCCUUAGUCGUUACCGUUGUUUGGUGAGAAAAAAACUACCUGACGAAGAGCGGUCAGCCAUAAAAGCAUUUUUGACGCUACAAGACAUUCCAACAGAAGAGUGUCAGAUAGGCAAAUCUAAGGUGUUUCUUCGGAACAAAGCGCAUGAACCACUCGAAGAUAAACGAAAGGUAAUGCUCAACUUGAUGGCCACGAUCAUUCAACGAACAUGGAGAGGAUACUUCGUCAGGAAAGAUUACGUUAAAACACGGACUGCGGUGAUAAUCGUACAAACGGCGUUCAAGAGUUGGAAACAACGUUUGGUGUUCUUGAAGAAACGUAGAGCUGCGAUCGUGAUCCAGUCGCAUUUAAGAGGCGUUUUUGCACGAGAGGUGGCCGCUGCCUUGCGAGAGAUGAGAAGAGUAGAAGAAGAAAUGCGGAAACGGGAACGCGUGGAAGAAGAAAAACGCAAAGCCGAAGAGGUCAAAGAAAAAGAUCAAGAAAAUGAAAAGUUAAACGAAUUGCAAAUCGAGAAAGACGAGAAGAUAUCCGAAAUAGAGUUUGCAAAAUUAGCAGAACAGUUAAACUCGAGGCUUCAAGUAGAUCCAGCACACGAGUCCGUGGACUUGGACAACCUGUUUGCGUUUUUAUCCGAUGUCCAGUCCGGACGGACUAUAGACACUGUGGGAGACCGUAUGAAGGAAAUAGUAAGCGAUUUCGAUGAGUUGGAGAGUGUAAUCCAGCGAGAAAUAGAAAUCGUCGAGCUGGAGCUUGAGAGCAGAGGGCUAGAAAAAUCAUUGUCUUCGUCUUCAGCAAAUGCACUGCAGGUGGUGUUACCGGAGCCAUCGCAUCCACCACCACCUCCACCUCCGUUUAACCAGCAGCCAGUGAAAGCCGACGAUGAACCAAUUUACGAGGCGGUGUUGCCCAGGGACGAGGAUAACGUGUCGCCGCCGCCACUGCCCACACCGCCACACAAACUGAUCAGAGCUAAGAGCCCCGUGGCGAUCGAAAGCGCGAACAGAUCUAUUAGUCCGACCACCACCGCCGCAGCCGCCCUAUCAUCACCCCGGCAGAGCAGGCCAAACUCGAGGACAUCCGGCACGGGGGGUGCGAAUUGGAAACACAACAACGGAUUCGUCGAAGACACAACAGAACGCGAUCAGAGGAGGAAAUUCAGAGUGGAGAAGAAACUGCUAGAGAUGGAAAAUAUUCAAGAAAAGUUGAACGUCGAACCACUCCACGACAACUAUCACGAUAUCCUAGAGUUCGCCGAAAACUAUUUCAACGCUCACGAGCGUUCACCUGAAGGAACGAUAAUAGCCACGCUGAAGAGGAAAAGCAAGUCAUUGGAAAAGAUACCUAUGUACGAAAUGGUUUCGUUCCACCGUGGCUCCACUAUUCCGACAUCGCACAUACACAUGUACGAUCCGGAUAACAUAACGAUAGCCAUAUCAAUUUUCAGAGACCUCUGUAAAUACACUAGAGGUGACAUAAAACAAGACAACGAAGUACAAAUCAUCCAGUCUAUAAUAGGCGCGGGGAUCAACCGUGAAGAGUUGCGAGACGAAAUUUUCGUUCAAUGCAUGCGACAAGCGACGAACAAUCCAAACACUGAGUCCACCGAGAGAGUGUGGCUACUCAUUUGUCUCGCGAUCGUUGCGUUCCAGCCCAGCAAGCUACUCUACAAGUAUUUCGUAAGCUUCUUGCGGAAGAAUUUGCAGUGCGAAGGAAAACUCAAACAGUACGUUCAGUGGUGCCUGGAUAAUUGUAAAAACACAAAAGUGUCGUGUCGACAGUAUCCACCAUCAACGGUUGAAAUCGCCGCUAUGCGGAGACUUGGCACGAUUGUCUGCAGAUUUUUCUUCCUGGACGGCCGUACCAAAGCGAUUGACAUCCAUCCAACGGACACGGCCAGCGAUGCGGUUUACAAGCUAGCAGACAAAUUGUGUCUGAGGUCAAUUGACGGUUGGUCGAUAUACCAGAGCCGCUCGGAUGGCGAAGAACACGUCCGCGCUCAUUACUACCUGUACGACAUCAUCGCUGCUUGGCAAUCAAAGCAACAGAUCAAACAGACCACUCAAUCGAGUAGCAGCUUCCCCUCUCUGAGCCGGCGAUCCAGCAACACGACUUUGACCAGUGGCGAGAACCGCUUCAUAUUCAAACGUCGACUGUUCCGGCAUUCCCGAGAAAUUUCGCAGGACCCGAUCGAAGUGAACCUGUUGUACGCACAGGCCGUCUACUGUGUAGUGAAGUGUGACGACUUUCCUGUCAGUGAAAAGGUUGCUCUCCAAUUGGCCGGACUUCAAUGUCAAGUUUCACUUGGCGAUCCCAAAGAGUCGACUUUGGAGUAUUACGCGGACGUCGAAAACUAUAUACCGUUUAGGAUAAGCAGAAUAAGAAGUUCCGAUACUUGGGUGCCGAUAUUGGCGCAGGCUCAUCAACAAUACGGAGCUGGCAGAUCAGAGCUAAUGGCAAAGGUCUUGUACUUGUCGUGUGUAAUGCAAUAUCCUCUCUACGGCACCACUAUGUUCCACGUCACCUACAGGGGCUACUGGUCGUACGGAAACACUCUGAUACUCGGUGUCAACUGCGAAGGACUAAUGUUGAUCAAGCCGGAAGACAAGUUUGUCAUGUACGAGUUCAGGUACACUGACGUCGAAUCGAUAUUUUUGGACCCCAGCGAUUGUUUUCUAACCAUUAACUUAAUGAGACAUCAAAACGACAACGCCUCGGCACACAAGUGUUUCGUCUUUGAAACGCAACAGAAAUCCGAAAUCGGUUCGCUCAUUGUCAGCUAUUGUCCAGGGCUGGCCGGUUGGAUAAUCGAAAACGAAGCACCGGUUAAAGCCAUAACGAACGACGAUCGAAUACGACUUUAUCACAACGUGAUCAACUGCCGGCGCAAUUUAAUCGAUUCAGACAUGUUGAAUAAGCCUCAGGACACCUCUGGUAGUUUCUUAAAGAACACUUUGCGCAGACUGAGCAAACACAAAUUGGAAAAAUUAUGGGCUGAACACAUUGGAUCGUUGUCCGAACACGGAGAAACGUACAAGGGAUUCUCGGGCUCUUAUUGGUCCUUCAGUAGACAGACGAUUUCCCAAAGUCUCAGCCGGUUGUCCGAACAAGACGAACAGAUCGCUUUGCAAAUGUUCCAGAUCAUACUGAAAUAUGCUGGCUUAGGUCAAAAUGGAGAAGUCGUCCGGCGAGCAGAAGACGAACACGUCACUCUGAUACAAAACGUCAUGGAGAGAUCGAUGCGCAAGGAGUCGUUGCUCUGCGAACUGUACCUGCAGCUGAUCAAGCAGACCACCGAACAUCCGGAUCCAAACUCGAGGGUCAACCUCAGGCAUUGGGCGCUGUUGUCGCUCACAUGUUCAGUCAUCUUGCCGCCGCAACGCAACGUCCGAAAAUAUUUGAUUGCUCAUCUGCGGAAGUGCGCCGGCGAUUGUGUGACCGAGGAAGGGAAGUACGCCCGAUUCGCAGAAAAAUGCGUGUCGAAAACCCAAGGAACGAGGAGACGACAGUGGCCGCCGUCUAGGGAAGAAAUAUUGUGCACGAUAAACAGGAGGUUGAUUUACGCCCGAUUUCAUUUCAUGGAUGGACAAUACCAUGCCAUUGAGUUUCACCCAUCUUCAACGGCUAAAGACGUAGUGGAAAUCGUCAAGAAUAAAAUUGGACUUAGGAAGACAGCGAUGGGAUAUGCAAUCUACGAGGUGUUGGGAAAUUCCGAGCGAAGUUUGGUGGCCGAAGAAAAACUUGCUGACGUCAUGUCGAAGUGGGAAAGAUAUAGGAAUGCCAACACUGGAACGGCAAACACGUCCAAGCCCAUCCGAAAGCAUAGCCACAUAUUCCUGUUCAAAAAACACCUGUUCCUCGACCAGUACAUGGACCUAGACGAUCCGGUGGAAAAAGAACUGUUGUACCAUCAGGUCCUGCAUGGCCUUCGAUGCGAUCGAUUCCCGGUGACUGAUAACGAAGCGGUUAUGUUGACCUCUUUACAAGCUCAAGUAGAACUAGGAGACUGCGAAGACACCGUACUGGAAUACCGACAGGUAUCGUGCCAUUGUCUCCCGUCGAGGCUAGUCACCAACAUACCCAACGAAGAUGUGGCGAUGCACCACCAGAGUUUGAGAGGAAUGACUUCGGCUGAGGCCAAGAAAGCUUUCUUAAACCUGAUCAAAAGCUGGCCACUCCACAGAGCUACCAUUUUCGACGUUAUGCAAUCGUUCACCUCAAAUUGGCCUCGUGUCUUGUGGUUGGCUGUGGAUCAAGCCGGUUUACAUCUACUUGAACACCGAUCUCGAAAUGCGUUGUGUUCAUACGAAUACGACAGUAUAUUGAGUUAUAGCCCAGCCGUCAAUUGUCUGAUGAUAAUUACGGGCAGCGACAAAAAGCAGAGCAAGAUCAUAUUAACCACUUCACAGGCGUUCCAAGUGGCGAACCUGAUCCGCGAGUACACGGAAGUGCUGCAGUCUCCGCAGGCGUUCAAAAAGCGCGAAGGAGGCGCCGGCGGCGGCGGUGGCGGCCGCAAAAACGGUCUGAACGGUUCGAGCUCGAGGCCGGUGAGCAUAUUGCACAAACCGGCGCCGGCCAUCGAACUCCAGACAUGAUCCGAGGACCGGCGGACGUCCGAUCGGCGGCAGCACCAGAAGAAUGGUAACGGCGAUUGUUGAUCGGGCAAAAGCUUAACAAUAAGCGUAUAUUGUUAUCAUUGUAAUAUUAUCAUAAUCAACAGUGUCCCCCGAGACUCAAGUUCCGGCUCGUCGUCAAUCACACCGCGUUGUUAGAAAUAUUAUGUAACAAUCAAGAAUUAAGAUAUAAUAAUACUCGUAAUAGUAUUAUAUUCUUCAUUCGCGGUAGCAAUAAUAUUAUUAUAAUAUGUAUAUCGAGUGUUUUGUGACUGUAACCGCGCAGUCGCAUAUUAAUAUCUAUAUUGUGUAUGAGAUUUUUUUUUUUAUAUAAUGGAAAUUCAAUGCGAAAAACGCGAUUUUCUCGGAGUAAAUCGAUUUUUAUGUAUAGACAAAUCCUGUUAUAAUAAUAGGUACAAUUCGAACUGUCGAAUUUUAAACAUUUCACAAAACAUAAUAUUGCAACGAAAAUUAUUGUAAAAGUUGGUUAGGUAGGUAUCUUGCAUUUCACGUGUAAAUUUUUCCAUAGUAAAUGAUUCAACCGAGCUAAUAAAUUGGUAAACUAUUAGAAUAACAGACUGUCAAAUAACAGCUUCGGUAACAAUUAUUAUUAUUAUUACUAGCUGUAUACAAAUAAUGUAUCGAUUACAACAACUGGACCGUAACGGUAAUGCAAUAAAUCGAGUGAUUAUUCAAAACAUCUUACUACCUGGUGCCUAUGGACUAGUUAAUUUCAUUGUACUUAUAAUGGCAUCAUUAUUCUAAUAAUAUUAUAUACUAUAUAGUCACGAUUUUAUAAAUUCCGUUUUUUCUUUUUAAAUCAAUGUAUGACAUAUUGACAUUAUUGUAUAGUUUGUCAUUAAUACAAUAUAAGUUAAAUAUCAAUAAAUAUAAUUUUUAAUUAAAUUAUUUUAAUCGAUGUAUAAAUAUUUAUUUAGGUAACUUCAUAGCUAAAAUUUACUAAACUAAAUUGUAUAUUAUAAUAUGCGUAUUGUAUAAUAGUAUAAUUCGCAACGUGGAGCGUGGCAACGACGGACGAUGAUGAAACGACGAUAACAUUUUAAAAUUUCUCUUCGAACCCCGUCCGAGUGGCGUAUUUAAAUAUUUACAUAACAAUAGCAUGGACCAAAUAUUAUAAAUAAUAUAGACGAAUAAUUCCAGUGAGAUGAAACAUAGGUACUUCUUAUACCUAUGUUACUACCUAUGUCUUAUACCUAGUGGAUCGUUUAACUUUUGUUAUCCCAGUUCUUAAAUAUAGCUCCAAGUACUCACACGAGUAGACAACUCGUCUUUUGGACACUCGUACACAACCGUGACAUGGGAUUUAUAGACGCCCUCGUGUAUAGGUAUUCAUAUAAAAUAUUUUAUACUUUAAUACCAAUACAGAUGGGGACCCUUUUGCGUUGUGUACUGUUUCGGACGACGUUGAAAUUAUACUAUACAUUUUUAACCCCCCCCCCCCCCCCACCAAUAUAAUCGUCCAUCGCAUGUUUUCACACUCCCCCCCACCUACCACCCCCACCGUAUCUAAUGUUAACACAAUUUAAGUGCAUUAUAAUUUCUGUAGGAUGUAAGCAUGUAA